Strongylus vulgaris is the source of this 311-nucleotide messenger RNA. The record is from the annotation of a GenBank genome assembly. Lineage: Eukaryota; Metazoa; Nematoda; Chromadorea; Rhabditida; Strongylidae.
AUGGCCACUAUACUUGAUCCUCGAUUACUCGAUGAGGAUUCGCGCCUCACAGAAGAUAUGGCGACACUUCACCCAACGGCUAUUAUGGCUGUGCCACGCAUAUUAAACAGAAUAUAUGGUGCAAUUCAGGCUAAAGUUCAAGGCAAUUUCUUCAAAAGGAUGAUCUACAAUAUUGCUCAUGCGAAAAAACUUGAGUUAUUAAAGGAAGGUAUCUACACGAAAGACACUAUCUGGGAUAAACUAGUCUUUAGUGCUGUUCAGGUAAAAACGACAUUUCUAAAAACAAUUUUAAAAAACCUUAAAAAUUGAAC